UCACCAACUCUUAACCCAAAGCCAACAUGUCUACCCGACCCACCGUCGUCUUGAUCCCAGGCUCCUUCAGCUAUGCAUCCAUGUACGAUGUCCUCGCCGACCCUCUGCGCGCAAAAGGCCACGAUGUGCAUGUUCUUGAACCGCCCUGCUACCCCGCAGGCUACGAGCGCAAAACGGGGGGUGCCCCACCGAGCUUGUACGCCGAUGCCCAGUACGUCAACGACUUUGUAUCUAAGCUGGUGAACGAGGGGAAAGAGGUUGUUCUCGUCGCCCACAGCUAUGGCGGGUGUGUCGCGACGGAGAGCCUGAAAGGCGUAACGAAGAAAGAGCAAGAGGCAAAGGGAGAAAAAGGAGGUGUCGUCCGCGUUGCCUAUCUCACUGCUGUGGUGCCGCCUCUUGGUCAAUCUUGCUUUCAGGCGCUUGCGGAUUCAAAGGCUCCUGCGGUCGAGGCUGAUGAGAAUGGUUGGCUGAGCCACAAAGAUAUCAGGGCCACGGCAGCAAACUGCUGCAGCGAUCUCCCAAUCGAAGACGCGGUUGCUGCAGCCUCAAAGAUGGGCAAGCAUUUUGGCGGCUGUAUGGUAAACCCUCUGACGUAUGCCGGGUACAAAGACGUCGCGGUAUCAUGGUUCUUUGCUGGAAAGGAUUUAGUCAUUCCACCACAGGAGCAGCAGAAAUUUAUCGACGAAAUUGAGAAGAGCUGGGUGGGUACAGAGAGGGAAGGCAAGAAGGUCGACGUGACGAAGUUGGAUUGCGACCAUUUCCCCCUUGUUCUCGAGGACAAGCGAGAGAAGGUUAUCCAGUGGGUUGAGGAGGCUAUUGAGAAAGGUGGCCGCGAAUAAGCUACACCGAGGAGUCGGCAGCAAAGUAAAAAUUAGUCGGUUACAAUGUCCGUUGAUCGGAAUU
Exserohilum turcica Et28A is the source of this 903-nucleotide messenger RNA. RefSeq lists its product as uncharacterized. The transcript is spliced from 3 exons. The record is from RefSeq and is a predicted model, not a curated record. Bases 27 to 839 code for a protein of 270 amino acids. Lineage: Eukaryota; Fungi; Ascomycota; Dothideomycetes; Pleosporales; Pleosporaceae.